AUGAUAAAGUACGAUGACACGAUGAUUUAUUGCCCUAUAUUUGCUUAAUUGUUCUUGAGAAAUCUUAUAAUUGAGUAAUAACCAAUACCAAUAUCAAAUGCAAAUAAACAAAAAAAGGGUUAAUUUGGUAAAAUCAAUGCGGUAAAAAAAAAUGAGAGAAGGGAAAUAAAAGGGGCAGUGGAAACUGAAAAUGACUGCAACUGCUCCUUUUUUUCUUUUUCCCUCUUUUCCUCCAUCACCGUCUCCUUCUCCCUCAGCUCUUCACUCUCUGCCUGACCUCUCAAAUCUUCUCCAACUUUCCUUCAUCUCCCGCUUCAUCGGUUCAUCACCACCUCUGCUUCUCUUCUCGCCGUGGCUUCUUCGACCGUCUCUACUCUCUCUUGACACUCUGUGGGGAAAGUUGGGCAGCCUUGAUCUGGUAUGCACUUUCGUUUCUCACCUUCUGGUUAGGCCGUCCUUGCUGAAUCUUCAGUAGUUUGGAAAGAGUAGUCAUAACCGGAGGUAUUAGGGGUCCAGAUUUCUGGGUCUGGUUCGAAUCUUACGUUUGGUUCGCCUCUUAUAGUGAGUGGGCAUGGUGAAAAAAGAGGAUGGCCCCAGUAAUUCUCUACCCCCGUGCCAAAUUCCACCUGCUGGUGGGCGCAAAGUGUUCUGGCGGUCAGCAUCCUGGUCCUCUUCCAGGACAGGGCUCCAAAAUCCAGGAGGUGAGCAGACAGACACUGUCAUGGAUCCUAAUGUUGGUGGUGGUGAAGUUGGACAAACCCGGAGGUAUCCUGCCCCCUUGACUCCACGCUCUCAGCACAACAGUAAAGCACGGGCCUGCUUGCCUCCUUUGCAGCCGUUGUCCAUUGCCCGGAGGAGUUUGGAUGAGUGGCCUAAAGCUGGUUCAGAUGAUCUAGGCGAGUGGCCAAUGCCGUCAACUCCUAGUGGCAACAAGACUGGUGAUAGAUUGAAACUUGAUCUCUCAUCAAUUGAGAAAAGCCAGGAUAGAACUGCUGGAUCAGUGAAGAGGGAUAGGAUUGCUGUGUUUGAUAAAGAAUGCUCGAAAGUAGCAGCACAUGUGUAUCUUGGAGGAGAUGCUGUGGCUAAAGAUAAGGAGAUUUUGAAACAGAAUGGGAUUACCCAUGUGCUGAAUUGCGUUGGGUUUGUUUGUCCUGAGUACUUCAAGGCUGACUUUGCUUAUAGGACACUGUGGCUGCAGGAUAGUCCUUCAGAGGACAUAACAAGCAUUCUAUAUGAUGUCUUUGAUUAUUUUGAGGAUGUCAGGGAACAUGGUGGGAGGGUUUUUGUGCACUGUUGCCAAGGUGUUUCACGGUCCACAUCAUUGGUAAUAGCAUAUCUUAUGUGGAGAGAGGGUCAGAGUUUUGAUGAUGCAUUUCAAUAUGUUAAGGCAGCAAGAGGAAUCGCUGACCCAAAUAUGGGUUUUGCUUGUCAGUUAUUACAGUGCCAAAAGAGGGUUCAUGCUUUUCCUCUGAGUCCAAGUUCAUUGUUAAGGAUGUACAGAAUGGCCCCACAUUCGCCUUAUGAUCCUCUCCAUCUGGUUCCCAAAAUGCUGAAUGAUCCUGUACCAUCUGCUCUUGAUUCUAGAGGUGCCUUUAUACUUCAUAUACCCUCCUCAAUAUAUCUUUGGAUUGGUAAGAAUUGUGAAGCCAUAAUGGAAAGGGAUGCAAGAGGUGCUGUUUGCCAGAUUGUCCGUUACGAGAGGGCUCAGGGUCCAAUAAUAGUAAUAAAAGAAGGAGAAGAGCCAGCAUACUUUUGGGAUGCAUUUUCAAAUUAUUUACCUCUCAUGGAUAAAUCUCGCAAUGGAGUAGAUGCAGAAUCUUCUAAGAUUUCCCCUGGGGACAGGCGAGUUGAUGCUUAUAAUGCUGACUAUGAGAUUUUUCAGAAGGCUACUAAGGGUGGUUUUGUUCCUCCUGUUUCAUCAUUUGAGAAUGGAACCCGGCUUUCUGCUAGAGAAAGUAACUGGAGUAUGCUCAGGAGAAAGUUUGCCCCUGUUGAUAUGAAAGAGUUUGCCUCUGCCCCCAGGAUAUUUCUCUCUCGUGUAUAUUCAGACUCUAUGAUGAUUGUCCAUUCAUCAUCACCUUCAUCAGCGUCAUCGUCUUCACCUCCUUACUCCUCUCCAGAUUCGACCACCUCUUCUGAUUCUAUCUCUAGCUCAAACUUCACUGAGUCCUCUCCCGGUUCUCCUUCGGUAGCUUCAUAUUCUCUGCCUGUGGCUUCUACUUUGUCCAACUUUUGUGACUUGACUGUUGCACCAUCAACCCAACUGUCUCUUAACAGCCAUGGGUCUCACGAUCAUGGCGUAAUUGCUCCAUCUCAAAUGAGUUCUCAGGUGGCGUCUUCACCAUCCAGAAGACCUUCACUUGCAGAGCGUAGAGGUGGCUUGUUAAAAUCCUCGAAGUUGCCAAUGACGUCUGAAAAGGCGGCCAGUGUGCCAGCUGGUUCUCGUUCAAGCAAAGAUGGUACCAGGGUAGAUAACAAUGGGUUCUCUUGGUGUGUUUCAGAUAGUCUAGAGAUCGUUUUAGAGUCUAAAGAUCAAGAUAAACGAGUGGAGUUUUCAACUCAGGCCAGUCUGCCAGCUGGUUGUCAUUCAAGCAAAGAUGGUACUAAGUUAGAUAACAAGGAACCCAGCCUCAUUAAUAAUUGUGAUAAAUCUGGUCACAAGCAAUCUCACAGUGAAGCAAUUGAGAGUUCCAGGGAGGAAGUAGUGUCAGCAGAGUGUGGCUAUGUACAACCUCUUGCAUACCGCUGGCCCUGUUUAGAGAGGAUUUCACCAUUCAGCAGGAAUAGUUUGAAUAGUAAUGCAGCAUUUGGAGUACUUAUCCCAGCUUCAAAAUUGGAUAGGGAUGCAAGGAGGAUUCUGUACUUUUGGAUAGGAAAGUCCUUUUCUUGUGGUAAGAGUUUGAUUCAGUUAGAAGGUAGCCAAGAAUAUGUGGAUGCACGGGAUAUUGACUGGGAUCUGGUUGGUAGUAAUUUUUUAACUCGUGUUGGACUUCAAAUGGACGCUCCCAUCAAGGUGCAAGUGGUUAAGGAAGGAGAGGAACCAGCAGAUUUUCUUGCUAUGUUAGGUAGUGACUUGUAGCACAUCGUGAAGGUGAUGAGCAAUCAAUUAGCAUAACUAUUCGAUUUUCUUCUGCGGAAUGCAAUUUUUUUGAGGGACAAGGUAUCUGGAAAUAGUUUGAACUCCAGCAGCUAAAACCAUGAGGUGUGCUAAGCAGCAGCAGCGACAAGUUGAUAUCCGGUCUUUGUUCUAACUGCCUAAUGCCGCCCUGGUUGGAUGUGUACAGUGGUAUAGCUGCGGGAGCUUGUCCUCUUGGUUAACUGCUUCUGUAAUUUGCCCUCUCCUUAAACGACAGCAGACAUGUUUCCUUGCCCAUGGAUAUUCCCUUGUUACAGAACUGUUAUAUUAGACGCUUUUCUGAUUAGAAACAAAAACCAAGGAUAUAACCGAAAACCCAGAUUCGAUUUCUGUAAAAGACUUAUUUUUUGUCCCUGUUGCUGCUGCUGAUCAAAUAAACUUUUAACAUCUUUUUUCUAUUCACUGUUUCUGAACUUGUACAUUGUCAAUUUGCAUCCUUAAGCUCUGUAUGGGUUCUGAGUUGACCCGAAAUUUCUUGACUUAAUAACCGAGUCAUCGAGCU
Molecule: messenger RNA, 3638 nt
Organism: Linum tenue
Lineage: Eukaryota; Viridiplantae; Streptophyta; Magnoliopsida; Malpighiales; Linaceae
Source: the annotation of a GenBank genome assembly